AUGCGCAACCUCAAAAACGUGCGUCUUCAAGAGACGCGUGUUCAGGGUGAUCUUCCCUUGACCGCCACGGCUUGGGACACUUCGUCAGACUCCGUCGUGUGCACCUUUGGCCCUUCUCAGGACAGCCCAGUCAUCGAGCUCAGAAGGAAGCGCCCCGAGGUCGUUUCCGCUGAGCAGCUGAACCUCAAUGACUUUGACUGCAUUGCGUCUUGGGAUGCACCAUGCCCAUUGCCAGACUUGCCAUGUGACCGAGUCCUCUCCUUGCACUAUUUUGCGGAUAACUUGACCGCAGUCCUGGUGCUGGAGGGCGGUGAUAUUAUCAUGGUGCGCGAGGAGCCCCUCGAAGGAGAGGACAAGAUCGAAAUUUUAGGCUCAGUUGAUGUGGGAAUCUCGGCUGCGGCUUGGUCUCCAGAUGAGGAGCUGUUGGCUAUCACGACCAGAGCCAGCACCUUCCUGUACAUGACUAGGGAAUUCGAGAAUGUCGCUGAAAUCACCUUCUCCCAGGCUGACUUGCAGGCAUCUCAACACGUUUCUGUUGGAUGGGGUAAAAAGGAGACUCAAUUCCAUGGUAAAAGAGCCAAGGCCAUGCGGGAUCCUACUGUGCCGGAGAAGGUUGAUGCAGGCAUACUAAGCACCUACGAUGAUGCCCGCACAACUAUCAGCUGGAGAGGCGAUGGGGCUUAUGUUGCCGUCAAUACUGUCGAUGAGGAUCUCCGCCGUGUGAUAAGAGUGUACUCGAGAGAAGGAACUUUGGAAAGCGUCAGCGAACCGGUUGACGGCCUCGAGGGUGCUCUCAGUUGGCGCCCUUCAGGAAACCUUAUUGCAGGAAUCCAACGACUGCAAGACAGGAUCGAUGUUGUGUUCUUUGAACGGAAUGGUCUUCGCCAUGGUCAGUUUACUCUUCGCUUGACUGAGGAGGAACGUCAAACCUGGGCAUCGCGCAUCCAUCUGUCAUGGAACAUCGACUCCACAGUGCUUGCAAUUCGGUUCACAGACCGAAUCCAGCUCUGGACAACGGGCAACUACCACUACUAUCUGAAGCAGGAAAUCCCUGUCAUGGUCGAACCAAUGGCCACGGUCCCAUACUCCUUUGAGUGGCACCAAGAAAAGGCUCUGCGAAUGGUUGCUGGGUCAUCUGGCUCUAUUCUGGAUAUCGAUUAUGUGUUUGAUAUUCAUCAUGGGUCGACUGUGAUUCCGGAGGAUGUUGGAGCCGUGGCCGUUAUUGACGGGAAAAACUUGAAGCUUACUCCGCUGAGACUGGCUGGUGUACCACCUCCCAUGGCUCACAAUGAGCUGAAGUUAGAUUCCAACGUUAUUGACGUGGCGUUCAGCAAGUCGGGUACGCGGAUCGCUGUUCUAAUGGAAUCAAGCUUCGCGAUUUUCCUCUGGUCUCUCAAGAGUCGCCCAGUCCCUCUGCCGAUUCUUGAAUCUAGCUAUCCUCUCUCCGAUGCGGUUGAUAGUCGACCCAGACAAAUCGCUUUCGUGAAUGACAAUGAGGUAUAUGUGUUGAAGAACAGUGCGCCAAACACAAGUCAUAUCGAGAGAACGACCUUGGAAACUCGUGAAACUCGUCUUGUCUACCAGACAUCUGACUCCGAGCAGCUCUCAUCGAUGUUUGCUGGAAUUGGACACCUGGCUUUGUGGUUUUCCCACGCCCGUCAGCCCGGUCAUGCUGUUACCUACUCAAUCAUCGAGAUGACUGAGGGUGAUGAUAUCUCUAUUGCUCCUUGGACUGACUGCCCCAACGUUGACACCCAUUGGGCCAAAGCUGUUUCAAUUUCAGACACCGAGGUACUACUUUCUGUGACUUUGCUAUUAGAAUAA
Molecule: messenger RNA, 1824 nt
Organism: Penicillium odoratum
Lineage: Eukaryota; Fungi; Ascomycota; Eurotiomycetes; Eurotiales; Aspergillaceae
Exons: 3
Coding region: 1-1824 (607 amino acids)
Biological process (GO): tRNA wobble base 5-methoxycarbonylmethyl-2-thiouridinylation
Cellular component (GO): cytosol; elongator holoenzyme complex
Molecular function (GO): tRNA binding
Source: RefSeq, a predicted model, not a curated record